Molecule: messenger RNA, 3427 nt
Organism: Rhopalosiphum maidis (corn leaf aphid)
Lineage: Eukaryota; Metazoa; Arthropoda; Insecta; Hemiptera; Aphididae
Exons: 8
Coding region: 312-3080 (922 amino acids)
Source: RefSeq, a predicted model, not a curated record
ACACCUCGAUUUCGCUGCGUUUUCUCGAAAUAAUGAUCUACUACCUCCGUGGCGCCAUCAUUGCUAGUGUAAGUGAUGAUGAUAAUGAUGAUAAUAAUAAUACUAUAACCCAACGUCCGAACGCGCCAUAAUGCCAUAUUGACGAUUGUGUUUUUUUCCGUUCUUCGUGAAUUACCUCUGUCGGCGACUAGUAUAUCCAAUUAUUAUUUUUUUGUUCCUUUUCAAUUUUUUCCUCGACCCAUUCUGAUUUUACGUGAUUGUACCAAUUGCGGAGGCCAUAGGACAACGAUAUUAUACCGGCAUCGAGCGCUAUGGAAACCAGUGAUAAUAUCCGUUUCGUCUUCGGCUUACUGGACAAUAUUAACGAGAACAUCGAAGCAAAAUCUACUGAUGCACAAAGCUACCUUAAUAUAACAGAAAUUAGAAUUAUAGUUGAUAAUAAUUUAAAAUCAAAAAAUUAUAAAUUCUCAAACCAUGGCCAAAGGGUAGUACAUUUUAUUCUAUACUUGAACACUGAGUUGAGUAAUUGUGAAUGGGUUAAAGAAGAUACAUCGCUAAACCUCAAACGAUAUGUACACGGCAAACCCCUGUCUAAUACAAUUUACUAUAAAGUUGUUGAUGUAUUGAAUUUAAAACCAUUUAUAUUCGAAACUAUAAUGUGUACUCCUUACAGUUUUUGUAGUGAUUUAAUUGAAAUUUAUUCAAAUAAAAUAAAAGCUAUGGAUGGACUCUCACAAUUAGUUGCUACUGAAAAGUUAAUUGUUGCCUUGAUGAAAUCUAUUAGACGUGCACCAGUAAAAUCUAAUUCAGAAAGUUCUGUAACGAAUCAUUUCAAUCAAGCCAUGCUAGUAUUUGGUAAGGAUAAUUUACCUCAUGAUAUAAGAAGACUUGAUUUUGAAGACGAACAAAAAGAAAUAACAAAGUAUAAUGGAUUUCGAGUGAAAAGCAUUUUUAACAUCUUAAUAGAAAUUAUUAAAUUCAAAAGUAUUCCUGAUACUUACAGACUAUAUCCGAUGUAUAAAUUAAAAUCAUUACGCUCUUCAGUUCCGUCAACAGAUACUGGACAUAUUAUGUUUAAAAAAUUUUUGGAUGUAAUUAUGUACAAGUGUAUGAAUAUGUGCAAUUUCAGCAUUGAUACUUGGCUUGCUUGGUAUGAAGUGGAAGUUGUUGAAGAAGACACUAAUCUACAAGCUACCAUUGGCCAUCUGUGUUAUGAAUUAUGUAGUUUGAUAGAUAAUGGAACUAUUAAUGAACCGGUAUUAAGAGAAUUCCAGCCAAUUCUACGUAAUAUAGCCAUAGAAAAGAUUGAUUUUAGCAAUGUUGAUACAACUAACAUUGAUGAAAUGAUUAAAGGUGUAGAGAAUUCUUCCAGAUUUCAUAUCAACAGUUGGAUUAAAAAAAUGAUACAAAACCCAGAUGUGUUUGUUCAUAACAAUGCUAUUCCAGUAAUUAGCCAUCAUAUAGACUGUAUUGAUUACAAUUGCUUCAAGGCCAUCCUUGAUAGUGUUAUGGCUUUUUAUAAAAAUGGAGGUGUAGUGUCCGAAGCCACGGGAAAUUUAAUAUUUAAAGGAAUCAAACGCUUGGAUGUAGAAGAUAAAAUGACUGUUCUAAAACAAUUUCUUGUCCACUAUGCUGAUUGUACAUUUUAUAUAUCAAAUGAAUUUGAUAAACAAUUCCAUUAUGUUGCCCACAAUGAGUAUAAUGAGAAUAUUGAUCAACAAGAAUUAUUAUCCAUUUUAAUUUGGCUAAUGAUGCAACAACCAAAAAAAAUAUUGAAUUUAUUAAUAGCGCAAUAUAUAACCGGUAUAUGUGGAUUACGUCCUAAAGGUUUUGAUUCUAAGAGAUCAUGUUUACACCAAGGGAUGGUUAGUAUUCAUUUAUACAUGGAUUCUAGUUAUAUUUAUCAAGAAUACAAGAAUUGGUUUUCUAUCUAUUCAAGUUUAUCAGAUUUUGAACAAGGGCAACUUCAUCAGUGGAUUUUAGGAGUUACCAAAAGACUACAUUUCAUGAAAACAGAAACAUUUCUUACACAUAUCAUAAUACCUAUCUUAAACCCUUCACCAGAUUAUUGCCUUUUGAAAUAUUUGACAUAUUUAACUAAAUAUCUUGUGGAAGACUGUCAAAUUAUAGUUAGCCACUUACAUAGUUGGGAUAAAAUAGUUAUACAAUUGGCUACAUUAUUGGAUCAUGUACGUUGGGACAUUCACAACUAUUCACCUAUUAGAGUUGAAAUAUGUGAAUCGAUCAUUUCCACUAUACAGCCUCUUCUGCACCAUAAUAUACGUUCAAGAUCAAUCGAUUUAGGUCUUUUAGGGAGGACAGUACAAAAUGUCAAACAAAGAUUAUCAGGGUUACACUUAAUGACUCGUUCUCAUUUUUUACGUUUGUGGACAUCUGAAUAUAUUACAAUUGAUGGAAUGGAUGAACAAUUGAUUAUGACCGUACAUUCACAGAGUCAUAUUUCAUAUUCAAAUUUGAAUAAAUCAUCAACUCAAAGAGCCCAAGAAGAAUUUAUUUUUAGCAUUGCAACAUUUAUGCCAAAGUUCACAUCGUAUGAAAUGAAAAGUUUCAUAGCAAAUUAUUUAAGUUCAGCUAAACCUCCAAACCUAGUUGAUGCAUCAUAUUUCUUAUUGGAUUGUAUGAUGAAUUCUGUGAUGAGAAUUAUCGUUUACUUGAAAACUGCUACACAAAAUGAAUCUUCCGAUAACAGAUGCGAAUGGAACUAUGUACAUCGUGCUAUUGUGGACUUUUUUGCUGCUGUAAAUGCGUCAAAAAUGUGUUGCAUAUAUGAUGAAGAUGUUAAUGUUAGCUUGGCAAUCAACACUAUGACUAAGAUUAUAAUGGUAAUAAAACAGGUUGCUGAUAGAGAAAUGUCGUCUUUAACGGCUAUGUUAUGUCGCUUAAUUGAAGUAACACAAUCACGAAUGACUGUUGAAGAAAUUUCAAAAAUUUUGUCUCUGUUAGCUUCUAUAAAAGCUCAAGACUAUAAAGAUUCAUUGAAAGCUAUUAUGCAAGGAUUAAUGGAUAAACUUUUACACAAAAAACAACUUAAUGUUGGUAAAGAUAAUAUGUGCAAAUAAACAAUAUUUAAUUUUUUGGUACUCUUUUAAAUAUAAACAUACAUUAUGAAUGAGUAAAAAAGUUUUAGUAUUUUAAUAUUAAAUGAUAUUUUUCAAUUAUUAUUACAUACAUUUGUUGUUUCACAUGUUUAUAGUUAAUUAUUAUUAUUUUUAUUUAAUAAUUUGUUUUCCUAAUUAGAUCUCAUUGAUAAGAUAACUAAUAAGGGUUGACAAUGAGCGAGGUUGUUAUAAAUAUAAUAACAAUUAAUAAAAAGUCACAACACUUAAAUUAAUUACAUAUUAAGUUGAAUAUGUCUAAAUAAUAAAACCUUAAAAUAUUUGUCUUUUAUACUUAGCUACAUAUAUAA